GACUAAAUUUCUUUACACUUAUCAACCAGGUUGAUACCAACAAAAUCUAUUGUACUCCUCACUUCCGUGUCAUCAAGUCUACAUAGAAGAAUAGUCAGGGCGUUCAAGAUAUCUCUCGAUCAUUCAUCAUGGCAUCAGCAAGUGAUACGUUGAGUUACUCAGAGCCUGGAUACACAAGAUCAGUCGACAGAGCCAAGUUUCCAUUCUAUCUACCGAAUAUUGAUGCAAAGCUCAUUCCUGAGACAAAACAACUGUUAGAAAAUUAUAGUCAUAUUCCACUAGAGGAACAAUCCAAGCAUGUUCAUGAGAUCCGUGACCAAGCUUGGGAUAUUCGCGCGUACCCUUGCACUGGAGUCGGUGCAUGGCUUGUACCUCAACUUUGCCGAAACCCUGUGUAUUCUGAAAUCCUGAAGCGGGUUCAAGCCGGUGAGACAUUAAUGGAUGUUGGAUGUUUUCUUGGACAUGAUCUUCGACGAUUAGUCUACGAUGGCGCACCCUCGGAUAAAAUUUAUGCUAUCGAUAUCGUGAGCCAUUGGGAUGUGGGAUACAACUUAUUCCGCGACCGUGAUCGAUUCUCUGCGCAGUUUAUCGAAGCGGAUAUCGUGUCCGAGUCGGAAGCAUUGGCGUCAUUGAGAGGCCAAGUAGAUGUUAUUGCAAUAACGCAGGUGAUUCAUCAGUGGGAUUGGGGAGGACAAAUUGAAGCAGCCAAACAGCUGAUUAGAUUUACCAAAGGGCCUGGCUCGAUGAUUGUAGGAAAUCAGAUUGGAAACCCCAAAGCACAAGAAGUGACUUUGAAGUCGCUCGUCGUUCCUAUGUGGAGACACAACCCGGAAUCUUUUGCCAAAUUGUGGGAUCAGGUUGGACAGGAGACGGGGACGAAGUGGGAAGCUCAGGCGUGGAUGAGGUCCUUUGAGGAGAUGGCUUUUGGUGCUAAAGACGGUGCUUGGAUGGAGGAAGGAGUGGCGAUUAUAGAGUUUGCUGUGAAGAGAAUCGAGUAGAAAUAAUGCUCUAAAACUUGGCAUUUAGUAGGUUAGAAAAAAACAAUGUCAUCUCGAAAGAUUAACAGGCACUUGAGAAACUGAGUUCGUAGUUGCCUUUCAAUACCACUCCGUUGUUCCAUAAGUGUAGAAUAAAACAGUAAUACAAUGAAUCGACA
Molecule: messenger RNA, 1156 nt
Organism: Botrytis cinerea B05.10
Lineage: Eukaryota; Fungi; Ascomycota; Leotiomycetes; Helotiales; Sclerotiniaceae
Exons: 3
Coding region: 129-998 (289 amino acids)
Source: RefSeq, a predicted model, not a curated record